GCCAGAAUAUCUCAUGGAUAUCUCCUCGAUUUGAAAAAGUCGAAUUUCCGGAAGGUGAAAACGGAACAUGGGCAAAUUCAACAGGAAUGUGUCCAUUCAACACUACUCAAGUCAAUGAACCGAUUGGACGGGCUCUGUGUAGCGGCGAUGGUAUUACCCAGAGCCAUUGGCAACCUGUGGAUAAUUGCGGACCAUUUAGAAAUGUCACAGAUAUUCUCAACGAAAUUGCACAGGUAAUCGUAGGAGAAGAAAAUGCAGGUGAAGUGAGCCAGCAAGUAUCAUCUGUUACUUCCAAUAUCGAAGAUAUCACAUCAGAUGACAUCACGUUUGUGGCAGAGAUAACAUCAAACAUUGUGCAGCAAAAUCUUACAAGUGAAGAGAUUACAAAGUAUAUAACGAGUAUUGUGAGCAAUAUAGCUCAGGUAGAAACAGAGGAACUUAAAGCCGCAGAGGAAGAAGGUGGGGCAAUAAGUAAAUUUGUCCAGGCUUUUGAGGAACAAAUCAGUCGUGUUGAAGUUGCCGAUGGUACGAUGCUCAACAUUCAGCAGCCAAAUGUAGCCGUACAGGUCCAGAGUGUACAUGCUGAUGACGUAAUGCGUGGUCUUGUGCUUUCGCUAGCUGGGUCCAGUCUUUCAGACCUGACCGAGGCCAAUAUUACCAUCAAUGCUCCGACCCACGAUGACCGCGAUGACGUCAUUGCUACAAGACCAGGCAUCAUCGCUCAGGUCAACAUUCCACCUUCAGUUUCAUCCGUCAUUUCGUCCACGGCCCCACUCUCAGGAUCGCCGUCGAAUGGCAGUGGUAGAUAUGUCCGGAUCAACUUCAAUGUAUUUUCAACUCCAGCCCUGUUCAUUUCUAAAUCAUUGCGCACAUUCAGUGCAGAUAAUGAAGGCUUCAAUCGAUCGGCUAACUCUCCCGUGAUUUCUCUCAGUAUUGGUCAAGGGAAAGUAGCAGCCUUGACCGAAUUCAUCAACUUUACCUUCACUACAAUAAUGUCUGGAUAUGUGAAUCCCAUCUGUUCAUUCUGGGAUGAGGAGCAGGAAGAUUGGUCCCCAGAUGGGUGUGUUCUUGUUUCUGGAAUCACAUCAUCCAAUGAGAGCUCUAAUGAGGAGAGUGUGCGCUGUGCAUGUGAUCAUCUUACCAACUUCGCUAUUAUAAUGGAUAUCCAUAGACAGGAGGUUUCACCAAUCGAGGCAUACAACAUUCUGACUUACAUUGGAUGCUGUAUUUCUAUCUUCAGUCUUCUUGUCACAUUGGCAACCUACCUGUGGAACAAGGAUUUGAGGACCACACAGACUAGCCAGAUCUUCAUCUGUCUGUGCCUGACCUUGCUAUGUCUCUACACGACAUUUGUCAUCAUGAUCUCUCUGCAGUCUACCGCAGAUGAUCGUGAGGUCCAACCUGGACCCUGUGGGUUCCUGACGGCCCUAGUUCACUACUUCGUUUUGUCCUCCAUUGCAUGGAUGGGUGUGGAAGGGUACAAUACCUACCUCAUUAUUGUGAAGAUCUUUAACACCUACAUCCAGAAUUUCAUGAUCAAAGCUUUUUUAGCUGCAUGGGGAAUUCCUGCACUUAUCGUGGUUCUUACUGGAGCUAUUGCUAGAGACUCUUAUGCUCAUGAUGAUCUAUGCUUUCUACAAUUCGGGGCUCAAAUCGGUGGGCUCCUGACUCCCAUGUUUCUCAUCCUCCUCAUCAACAUUGUCAUCUUCACCCUGGUGGUUCGACAAUUGCACCGGUCAGCCAACAUCACUGGUCGGGUGAGAGGAGAGGCUAGGGCAGAAAGUCGAGAGACUAUCGAACGCGUCCAGAACGCGAUUUGCAUCUUGCUCCUGCUCGGUCUGACCUGGAUCACCGGAUAUCUUCUUUUAAUCCCGUCAUUGAGUCAGGUGGUUCAGCCAAUUUUUGUCGUCCUAAACUCCUUCCAAGGAUUUUUCAUCUUUCUACUCUACUGCGUCCGGAAGCCUCACAUCCGUAAGAAAUGGGGGCUAACUUGUUUCGACAAGUUCCUAAAGGAAGAAGCAAGCACUUCCAGCGGUGUGGUAAGCUCGACGGGGCUAUCCUCAUCAUCUGGCAUUAUAAGCAAAUUGCGCCCAGGAGCCUCGGGUAAAUACGUGUUGCCUACCAAAGACGACAAUUCCGAUCCUAUGUGUAUGUUCAAUCCGACCUAUGAUGUUAGCCAGGUUGAGGAAGGGGUCACACCACCUAUGAACAAAUAUAUCCAGAGUUCCAACGAGGAACAGAAGAAGGACACGGAUCGUGAUGCAACAGGCACUGAUGUCGUGACGGUCAGUCUCCCUCUUGAUGCAUCUGUCACAAAUGUCACUAAGACAGGUGAUGGUGUUUCCUCCAACACGGAUGCUGACACGGUCAUUGUAACUCUGGAUUCAACUGAUGCCAGAAAAGCUACUGAGGGCAACGAUGAUGUUGCUUCCACCAACAAUGAAGCCGUCGCCAGUCUCCCUAAGGAUGCGGAGGAUGGCACCAAACACAAUGAGAGGGAUGAUGAUGUUGCUUCUGCAACAUUGAUGUUUCUGUUAAUCCUCCAAUCGAUUCAACGGAUGUCAGCAAAGGAAAUUAGAGCAGUGACUGUGGCAUAG
Strongylocentrotus purpuratus (purple sea urchin) is the source of this 2597-nucleotide messenger RNA. RefSeq names its product adhesion G-protein coupled receptor G2-like. Bases 87 to 2597 code for a protein of 836 amino acids. The transcript is spliced from 11 exons. NCBI's taxonomy places the organism in Eukaryota, Metazoa, Echinodermata, Echinoidea, Camarodonta, Strongylocentrotidae. Gene Ontology annotation, cellular component: membrane. The record is from RefSeq and is a predicted model, not a curated record. Gene Ontology annotation, biological process: cell surface receptor signaling pathway; G protein-coupled receptor signaling pathway. Gene Ontology annotation, molecular function: G protein-coupled receptor activity.